AAAAACAUAUAUCUUUCCAUUAUCUUGACUUUGCUUCACAUCACUCGAAGAUUCCUUCUAAACAGACAUAUUCAUCUAUCAACUUCAGUCACCACGAUAACCAAUCACCUUACAGCUUUACCAACCAUGGCUGACAGAGCCGACCUCGAGACUUUCUUCAAAAGUAAAGAAUAUGCUACCUCAUUCAAACGCGGGGAGAUGGUCACCCGCCCAUUCGCUGGAAUGCUGGUUGACCAGAGCAAGGUGGCCGCUGAGUCCAAGGCCAACCCUGAUCAGCCUCUAGUUGUCCUUGACAAUGCCUGCGGCACUGGUGUUAUCUCCAGCACUCUCAAUGACAAGCUUGAUGACACUGUCAAGAAGACGUGGAAGUUGACAUGUGGAGACAUAUCAUCAGCAAUGAUCGAGUACACUAUGCACCGCAUGCAGCAAGAGGGCUGGCAGAACGCGGAGACAAAGAUCGUGGAUGCGCAGAAGCCUGAGCUGGCUAGUGCUCAAUUCUCUCACAUUUUCACUGCUUUCGUCUAUAUGGCACUCCCUGAGUCUGUUAAGGCUCUCGAUGAAACUGUCCGGAUACUGCAACCCGGCGGAACUAUUGCUUUCUCAACCUGGAUCGAGCCCGGCUGGAUCCCCGUGGCCCGAGCAGCGAUUGAAAGGAUGCCAGACAAACUGUUUUUCCCCGAGACCUCAAAGCUUUUGGCGACCAUGACUGAUGGGCAAUGGUACUCGAAGCUUUGGAUCGAGUCCCAACUCCAGGAGCGUGGGUUCAAGGACAUCGAUGUCCGCCCAACAACAACAAAACUGACUCUCACGUCCUCUGUCUUCGUGGACAUGGCCAUGUUGGUGCUUCCCGUGAUGAUGAAGUCAUUUUGGACUGAGGAACAAAGGGAGGAAAACAAGGAUAAGGUUCGUCCGGCGAUAGAGAAGUAUUUGGAAGACACUUACGGGGAUGAGAACAUCGAGACCGACUGGGUGGCUAUUCUAUCCACUGCGCGCAAGUCUUGCUAG
Messenger RNA from Penicillium samsonianum, 1005 nucleotides. RefSeq names its product gliotoxin thiomethyltransferase (gene gtmA). The transcript is spliced from 4 exons. The record is from RefSeq and is a predicted model, not a curated record. Lineage: Eukaryota; Fungi; Ascomycota; Eurotiomycetes; Eurotiales; Aspergillaceae. The annotation marks the transcript as partial.